Molecule: messenger RNA, 1686 nt
Organism: Fonsecaea nubica
Lineage: Eukaryota; Fungi; Ascomycota; Eurotiomycetes; Chaetothyriales; Herpotrichiellaceae
Exons: 5
Coding region: 1-1686 (561 amino acids)
Molecular function (GO): CoA-ligase activity
Source: RefSeq, a predicted model, not a curated record
AUGGUGCUGUUCAAGUCUCCUCAUCCGCGGAUAGAGAUCCCUGAAGACAUCACGACGUGGGAAUGGGUCUUUGAGUCGAAGGAAUUCUCCCCGCUACUGAAGACGCCGCGGGAGCCGUUGGCCGCGUACGUCAAUGCCGUCACCAAGGAACGCCUGGAUUGGGAUGCCGUAAAGACUGCCGCCACGCAGUUGAGUACCGCCCUGGUCAAGGAGUAUGGAUUCCAGCCGGGUGAGACGAUUUCCCUGUUCAGCACCAAUACUAUCUGGUACCCGGUAGCGAUGUGGGCCGUGAUCCGAGCAGGUGGAAGAGUCAACGGCGCAUCUCCCGCCUACACGGUCGAGGAGAUGACCUACGCCCUCAAGAUCGCAAAGACGAGGUUUCUAAUAACGCUGCCAACAUCACUGGACGUGGCACUGGCGGCUGCUCGAAAUGUCGGCAUCCCUCGCCACCACGUCUUCCUGCUGGAAGGGGAGGCAGAUGGGUGCAUCAACAUCCAGGACCUCAUGAAGCGCAGCGAGAAGUAUACCCCCGACCCGCCGUACCGGGUGCCACAAGGCAAGACCAACAAGGACAUCUGCGGGUAUUUGAAUUUCAGCAGUGGAACGACGGGGUUGCCAAAGGCUGUCAUGCUCUCGCACCACAACAUCAUUGCACAGUGCCACCAGCUCAGACAGAUCCAGGCGCCCGGGCCGUACAAGAUCCUGGCCGUCAUGCCGUUGUUCCACAUUACUGGCCUGGUGAGAUUCUGCACGUACCCGAUCUUCAUGAACGGUGACAGCGUCAUGCUCCCGGCCUUUAGCAUGGAGUCGAUGCUCCGCGCCAUCUGCGAAUUCAGGAUCGAAGAACUCAUCCUCGUGCCGCCCAUCAUCAUCCGGCUCGUCCGCGACAAGAUCGUCGACAAUUUCGACCUGCGCCACGUCAACCGCUGGUCGUCGGGCUCGGCGCCCAUCUCACCGGAGAUAAUAGCCUUGCUGCAGAAAAAGUUCCCCUGGACUGGGUUUCGCCAGGGCUACGGUGCUACAGAGUCGACGGCGUGCAUUUCGGCACAUCCGCCUUCACAUUACGAUUACAAGUAUGCGACCACGGGAGGGUUGUUGGUCGCCAACACGGUAGCAAAGGUGAUUGAUCUGACCACGGGGAAGGAACUUGGCCCGGGUGAGACGGGAGAGAUCCUUGCGCGGGGACCCCAGAUCGCGAUGGGCUACCUGGACAACCCAGCGGCUUCGGCCGAGACGUUCGACAAAGAAGGCUUCUUCCACACGGGGGACGUGGGCCAUAUUGACGCCGAAGGGCUGAUCCACAUCGAAGACCGCAUCAAGGAGAUGAUCAAGGUCAAGGGCCUCCAGGUGCCGCCGGCCGAGCUGGAGGAUCUGCUCCUCGGACACCCCGAGGUCGAGGACUGCGCGGUGCUGGGCAUCCCCGACGAGUACUCGGGCGAGCGACCCAAGGCCUACGUCGUGCUCAAGACCGGCGUGCGCGAAAGCGAGGAGGUCGGCCAGCGGCUGUUGCAGUUCGUCAAAGAGCGCAAGGUGAGGUAUAAGUGGAUUGUCGAGAUCGAGUUCACGCAGCAGGUCCCCAAGAGUCCGACGGGCAAGCUGCUGCGGCGGAUUCUCAAGGCCAAGGAUAAAGAAGGCAAGAACAGAGGGCUGAGGGUCAGGGACGAGCGGGAGAGGGCACGGCUGUGA